CGAUGACCAUAUUUAUACGUGCUACUGGUGUGACCUGGCAAUAGUGAUUUUGUGGUGAAUGUCACUUCAGUCAUCUAUCCAAAGGCAAUUCUCUUAUUACCAUGAUUGCCUUUUCCUUGCAAUCCUGUAUAUAAACCCUGGGAAUGCAUUCCGCGGAGAAGUUAUGGACGAACUACAACUCAGAAAUGAUGAUCAUAAUAUUCAACUUCUUUUACCAAGCUUUCUGCAAUUUUUCCUCGCUGGCGGGGGUCUAGCAGAGUUCAUUGCGAAUGCCCACAACAUACACUACGACAUUUGUACAGAUAUCUAUAGUCAUGCAUCUGCCUACCGACAAAUACAAAAUCUAGCACUCUGGAUAUAACACCAUCGCCAUUCAACUACAAUGAUCUUACAUAAUAAUCUCCGUGUCAAUGGACUCUUCUCCAGCAAGAACCCUCCAGCGCCGACCGAAGAAGCUCGGUUUUAGAAGAGAUAGUUACUGGUGCAUAGUCACCGGCGCAGUUGAGUUAUCUGUCGAACAUGGAGCGAUGUAUGCCACAGAUGAAAUAGCAACGACCGAGCUUGCGCUCACCAUUCUUUUCUCUCUGGGCCAAUGGGACAAUGAUCGGAAGAAACAAGCAGUCGCCCAGAUAUUGCCGACACUGAAAAAGGGUUUCCCAAGUAUGGACAGUGGGCCCACCAACGUAAAUAAGCCGAAGAACCUCAUGACAUUGGUGAACACCGUUCAUACAAAAUUUGGACCUUUUUGUCUGGCAUUGGAACCUGCCACAUAUCUGCCAUUCGAGCAGAAGACGCUGUAGGCCGUGUAUCCAAAGCAUGGAUAGCAGAGAAUGCGGGUAGCAUGAACCUCUGGUCCACAAACGAAAAUCUGCUCAGCC
This is a messenger RNA of Xylona heveae TC161, 878 nucleotides long. RefSeq lists its product as hypothetical. The transcript is spliced from 4 exons. Bases 411 to 800 code for a protein of 129 amino acids. The record is from RefSeq and is a predicted model, not a curated record. NCBI's taxonomy places the organism in Eukaryota, Fungi, Ascomycota, Xylonomycetes, Xylonales, Xylonaceae.